This is a messenger RNA of Nerophis lumbriciformis (worm pipefish), 7343 nucleotides long. RefSeq names its product solute carrier family 16 member 6b (gene slc16a6b). Gene Ontology annotation, molecular function: monocarboxylic acid transmembrane transporter activity. Lineage: Eukaryota; Metazoa; Chordata; Actinopteri; Syngnathiformes; Syngnathidae. Gene Ontology annotation, biological process: monocarboxylic acid transport; transmembrane transport. The record is from RefSeq and is a predicted model, not a curated record.
GACAGAGAGAUUUGCGCGGCCUCGUUUAAAUAAACCGGCUGGAGCCGGUAAGAAGCUGCUUAAACAUUGAAAUAAAGCGGCUGGAGCCGGUAAUUUGCUGCCCUAACAAGCCGCCAUGAAGGACUUCUUCACUGGCCAGGGUUGCUUGGGUCCAAGUGUUUACCCAGAAGUGCCUGAUGGUGGCUGGGGCUGGGCUGUGGCCCUGGCCUUCUUUGUGGUGGAGAUCUGCACCUAUGGAACCCUCAAGAGCCUGGGCGUCUUUCUCCAGGAUCUGAUGGAGGAGUUUGGGGAGAGUAACAGCCGGGUGUCGUGGGUCAUCUCCAUCUGUGUCUUCAUCUUCACCUUCACUGCUCCCCUGUCUACCGUGCUGAGCAACCGCUUCGGCCAUCGUCUGGUGGUGAUGGUGGGGGGCUUCCUCAUCAGUCUGGGCACCAUCAGCUCUGCCUUCGCCAACUCCAUCAAUGAGAUGUACGUCACCAUGGGCGUGGUCUCAGGCCUCGGCCACUGCCUCGCCUUCCUGCCCACCCUCACCCUUCUGGCCCAGUACUUCUCCCGGCGGCGAGCCCUCGUCAUCUCGGCUGCUUCCUCCGGAGAAUCUUUCGCCAUGUUUGCAUUUGCUCCAGUCUUGACCCGGCUGAAGGAGCACAUGGGUUGGCGCUGCUGCCUCCUUCUCCUUGGGAUUCUUCAGAGCGCCGUUCUGGCUUGCGGUCUUCUUCUUCGGCCAAUCGUCAUCCAGCCUCCGCCUGACAAGGAGGAUGGUGAAGUGGAGGCCUCGGUCUCUCUGAAAGAACUGCAGGCCGCCUAUGAGCUGGAGAACGAACAGACCAGAACCUCCAUCAGUUCUAAAGUGUCUGCCGGCUCACAGGACUCGGGCGUCACUUCGCUCUCGUCCUCCAACGUGGACUUGAGGGUGGCAGGAGUUGAAGUCCAGCUGGACUGGGCUAUGCGGGACAAAGAGGACCAGGAGGCGUCCUGGGACACACCUCUCCAACCUGAGGCUGAGCCAGAACUUGCGGGUCCUUCUGGACCCCCCAGACCCAAACUUGUGGACUUGUCUGUCCUGAAAGACCGUGCCUUCAUCUGCUACUCCCUCUUUGGUUUGUUGGCCACUCUGGGCUUCUUCGCCCCGCAGCUCUACAUCAUCCAACUGAGCAAGAGUCGCGGCGUGGACACCAGCACGGCGUCCUGCAUGCUGUCCGUCAUGGCGGUUGCCGACAUCUUUGGUCGCCUGUCCAUCGGGCCGGUGCUGAGCAAAGCGCGCUGCAGAAAGACCCUGGUCUUGUUGUGGUGUGUGAUGUCCCUGUGCCUGGUUCUGGUGGCCUUCACCCUGGUUUGGGACUUUUGGGGCCUGGCGGUCUGCUGUGCUCUCUACGGCUACUUCCUGGGCACCGUGGGCUCCACACACAUCCCCAUGCUGGCAGAGGAGGACGUGGUGGGCGUGGAGAAGAUGGCGUCCUCCGUGGGCGUCUACGUCUUCAUCCAGAGCUUCGCUGGGCUUGCUGGACCGCCGCUUGGAGGCGCGCUGGUGGACCUCAGCGACGACUACGGCGCCGCCUUCUACUCAUGCGCUGUCGGCAUGGGACUGGCCGCCGUCUGCCUGGCUCUGCUUGGACCCGUCAAGUCUGGCAGGUGUCCCACGCGUGCAUGUGGACCGGAGGAGGACCUAGACUCCCAGGUGGAGUCUGGCAGGUGUCCCACGCGUGCAUGUGGACCGGAGGAGGACCUGGACUCCCAGGACAGCGGGCAGCCCGACUUUUUGGAGGUGGACUUGGCAGUGGAGGACACGCCCGUGAAGAAGACAACAAAAGGAUGUGAAGAAGAGUUCUUGUGUGGAAUGAAGGCAACAAAAUAUGUGAAGAAGAGUUCUUGUGUGGCAUGAAGACAACAAAAGACGUGAAGAAGGGUCCUUGUGUGGCAUGAAGACAACCAAAGAUGUGAAGAAGAGUCCUUGUGUGGCAUGAAGACAACGAGUCCUUGUGUGGCAUGUAGACAACACAAGGAUGUGAAGAAGAGUCCUUGUGUGACAUGAAGACAACAAAAGUAUGUGAAGAAGAGUCCUUGUGUGGCAUGAAUACAACAAAAGAUGUGAAGAAGAGUCUUUGUGUGGCAUGAAGACAACAAAAUAUGUGAAGAAGAGUCCUUGUGUGACAUGAAGACAACAAAAGAUGUGAAGAAGAGUUCUUGUGUGGCAUGAAGACAACAAAAGGAUGUGAAGAAGAGUCCUUGUGUGACAUGAAGACAAAAGAUGUGAAGAAGAGUUCUUGUGUGACAUAAAGACAACAAAAGGAUGUGAAGAAGAGUCCUUGUGUGGCAUGAAGACAAAAGGACGUGAAGAAGAGUCCUUGUGUGGCACGAAGACAACAAAAUGGUGUGAAGAAGAGUUAUUGUGUGACAUAAAGACAAUGAAAGAUGUGAAGAAGAGUUCUUGUGUGACAUGAAGACAACAAAAGUAUGUGAAGAAGAGUUCUGGUGUGGCAUGAAGACAACAAAAGACGUGAAGAAGAGUCAUUGUGUGGCAUGAAGACAAUCGGUCCUUGUGUGACAUAAAGACAACAAAAGGAUGUGAAGAAGAGUCCUUGUGUGGCAUGAAGACAAAAGGACGUGAAGAAGAGUCCUUGUGUGGCACGAAGACAACAAAAUGGUGUGAAGAAGAGUCAUUGUGUGACAUGAAGACAACAAAAGGAUGUGAAGAAGAGUCCUUGUGUGACAUGAAGACAACAAAAGAUGUGAAGAAGCGUCCUUGUGUGACAUGAAGACAACAAAAGAUGUGAAGAAGAGUUCUUGUGUGGCAUGAAGACAACAAAAGAUGUGAAGAAGAGUCCUUGUGUGGCAUGAAGACAACAAAAGAUGUAAAGAAGAGUUAUUGUGUGGCAUGAAGACAACAAAAGGAUGUGAAGAAGAGUCCUUGUGUGACAUGAAGACAACAAAAGAUGUGAAGAAGAGUCCUUGUGUGGCACGAAGACAACAAAAUGGUGUGAAGAAGAGUUAUUGUGUGACAUGAAGACAACGAAAGAUGUGAAAAAGAGUUUUUGUGUGACAUGAAGACAACAAAAGUAUGUGAAGAAGAGUUUUUGUGUGACAUGAAGACAACAAAAGUAUGUGAAGAAGAGUCCUUGUGUGACAUGAAGACAACAAAAGAUGUGAAGAAGAGUCCUUGUGUGACAUGAAGACAACAAAAGAUGUGAAGAAUAGUUCUUGUGUGGCAUGAAGACAACAAAAGAUGUGAAGAAGAGUUCUUGUGUGGCAUAAAGACAACAAAAUAUGUGAAGAGUUCUUGUGUGGCAUGAAGACAACAAAAGUAUGUGAAGAAGAGUCCUUGUGUGGCAUGAAGACAACAAAAUACUUUGAUUGUUGGGCUUUAUUCCAGAGUCUGACAAGCUUCUCAAGGACACCAGAGAACAUCGUCUUCACACAACUUGUCACUCCUGACCCACCAUCAGCACCUCUCAGGAAACAUCACAACUACACAAAUAUUCAUACGAAAAUAUUCAUGUACAAAUAUUCAUAUAAAGAUAUUGAUGUACAAAUAGCUGUAUAAAAAUAUUCAUCUUAAUAUAAAAAUAUUCCUCCAAUCUACGCAGACAAAAUAAUUGUCAUAUUCAUAAUCCAUUCUUGUCCUUAUUGAGUCACAUGACCUUUCUUCUAGAAGCCUGAAAAACUUGAUGAUGUUGAAAAGAUGACUUGUAGAAAUAUUCUAUUGUUUUACUGCAAUACAAUCAUGUCAACAUUUACACUUAUGCAACAUGUUGUUUACACAUCUAUAACUACACACAUGUUGUACUUCUAUAACUACACACAUGUUGUACUUCUAUAACUACACACAUGCUGUACUUCUAUAACUACGCACAUGUUGUACUUCUAUAACUACACACAUGUACUUCUAUAACUACACACAUGUACUUAUAUAACUACACACAUGUUGUACUUUUAUAACUACAAACAUGUACUUCUCUCAUUACAUGUGUUGUAUACUUCUAUAACUACACACAUGUUGUACUUCUAUAACUACACAUAUGUUGUAUACUUCUAUAACUACACACAUGUACUUCUAUAACUACACACAUGUUGUACUUCUAUAACUACACACAUGCUGUACUUCUAUAACUACGCACAUGUACUUCUAUAACUACACACAUGUACUUAUAUAACUACACACAUGUACUUAUAUAACUACACACAUGUUGUACUUAUAUAACUACACACAUGUUAGAUACAUAGUACUUUAUUGAUUCCUUCAGGAGAUUUCCCUCAGGAAAAUUCAAAUGUUGUAUACUUCUAUAACUAUACACAUGUUGUAUACUUCUAUAACUAUACACGUGUUGUAUACUUCUAUAACUAUACACACGUACUUAUAUAACAACACGCAUGUUGUAUUUCUAUAGCUAUACACAUGUUGUAUACUUCUAUAACUAUACACAUGUAUAGUUCUAUAACUACACAUGUACUGAUAUAACUAUACAAAUGUUGUACUUAUAUAACUACACACAUGUUAUACUUAUAACUACACACAUGUUGUACUUAUAUAACUACACGCAUGUUAUACUUAUAACUACACACAUGUACUUAUAUAACUACACACAUGUACUGAUAUUACUACACAAAUGUGCUUAUGUAACUACACACAUGUUGUAUACUUCUAUAACUACACACAUGUACUUAUAUAACUACACUACACACAGGUUGUACUUCUAUUACUACAUAUAUGUCACAUGUACUUCUAUAACUACACACAUGUCGUAUACUUCUAUAACUACACACAUGUUGAACUUAUAUAACCACACAUGUACUUCUAUAACUACACACAUCCAUCCAUCCAUCCAUUUUCUACCGCUUAAUCCCUUCGGGGGCGCUGGAGCCUAUCUCAGCUACAAUCGGGUGGAAGGCGGACUACAACCUGGACAAGUCGCCACCUCAUCACAAGGCCAACACAGAUAGACAGACAACAUUCACACUCACAUUCCCACACUAGGGCCAAUUUUAGUGUUGCCAAUCAACCUAUCCUCAGGUGUCAUAUACUCAUAUAACUACACACAUGUUGUAUACUUCUAUAACUACACACAUGUUGUACUUAUAUAACUACACGCAUGUUGUACUUAUAUAACCACACAUGUACUUAUAUAACUACACACAUGUUGUAUACUUCUAUAACCACACAUAUUGUAUUUCUAUAACUACACACAUGUACUCAUAUAACCACACAUGUACUUCUUUAACUACACUCAUGUUGUACUUUUAGAACUACACACAUGUUGUAUACUUCUAUAACUAUACACGUGUUGUUUACUUCUAUAACUACACACACGUACUUAUAUAACCACACAUAUUGUACUUCUAUUACUACACACAUGUUGUAUACUUCUAUAAUUACACACAUGUACUUAUAUAACUACACGUAUGUUGUACUUCUAUAACUACACACACGUAUACUUCUAUAACUACACACAUGUUGUAUACUUAUAUAACUACACACAUGUACUUCUAUUACUAUACACAUGUUGUAUACUUCUAUAACUAUACACAUGUUGUAUACUUCUAUACCUAUACACGUGUUGUAUACUUAUAUAACUACACACAUGUACUUAUAUAACUACACACAUGUUGUACUUAUAUAACUACACACAUGUUGUAGGCUUCUAUAACUACACACAUGUUGUAGGCUUCUAUAACUACACACAUGUUGUACAUCUACAAAAGCCAAAGGCAGUGAAGUUUUCACGUUGUGUAAAUGGUAAAUAAAAAGAGAAGACAAUGAUUUGCAAAUCCUUAAAGACAAGAUAUUUCAUGUUCACACUGAGAAACUUUGUUAUUUUUUGCAAAUAUUAGCUCAUUUGGAAUUUGAUGCCUGUGAGAAAGUAAGAAAGUUGAGGAAUGCUCAUCAAAGCCUUAUUUGGAACAUCCCACAGGUGAACAGGCUAAUUGGGAACAGGUGGGUGCCAUGAUUGGGUAUAAAAGCAGCUUCCAUGAAAUGCUCAGUCAUUCACAAACAAGGACGGGGCGAGGGUCACCCUUUUGUCAACAAAUGCCUGAGCAAAUUGUUUAAGAACAACAUUUCUCAACCAGCUAUUGCAAGGAAUUUAGGGAUUUCACCAUCUAUGCUCCGUAAUGUCAAAAGGUUCAGAGAAUCUGGAGAAAUCACUGCAUGUAAGCGAUGAUAUUACGCACCUUGGAUCCCUCAGGCGGUACUGUAUCAAAAAGCCACAUCAGUGUGUAAAGGAUAUCACCACAUGGGCUCAGGAACACUUCAGAAAACCACUGUCAGUAACUACAGUUGGUCGCUACAUCUGUAAGUGCAAGUUAAAACUCUACAAUACAAAGCCAUUUAUCAACAACACCCAGAAACGCUUCGCUGUGCCCGAGCUCAUCUAAGAUGGACUGAUGCAAAGUGGAAAAGUGUUCUGUGGUCUGACGAGUCCACAUUUCAAAUUGUUUUUGGAAACUGCACCAAAAAAGAAAAGAACCAUCCGGACUGUUCUAGGGUCAAAGUGUAAAAGGCAGCAUCUGUGAUGGUAUGGGGGUGUAUUAGUGUGCAAGGCAUGGGUAACUUACACAUCUGUGAAGAACAAUUAAUGCUGAAAGGUACAUACAGCUUUUGGAGCAACAUAUGUUGCCAUCGUUAUCAUGGACGCCCCUGCUUAUUUCAGCAAGACAAUGCCAAGCCACGUGUUACAACAGUAUGGCUUCAUAGUAAAAGAGUGCGGGUACUAGACUGGCUUGCCUGCAGUCCAGACAUUGAAAAUGUGUGGUGCAAUAUGAAGGCUAAAAUGUCAGAAUGGAGACUGUUGAACAACUUAAGCUGUACAUCAAGCAAGAAUGGGAAAUAAUUCCACUUCAAAAAUGUGUCUCCUCAGUUCUCAAACCUUUACUGAGUGUUGUUAAAAGGAAAGGCCAUGUAACACAGUGGUAAAAAUGCCUUUUUUUUUUAAAUGUGUUGCUGCCAUUAAAUUCUAAGUUCAUAAUUAUUUGCAAAAAAAAACGAAGAUUCUCAGUGUGAACAUGAAAUAUCUUGUCUUUGCAGUCUAUUCAAUUGAAUAUAAGUUGAAAAGGAUUUGCAAAUCAUUGUAUUCUCUUUUUAUUUACCAUUUACACGUGACAACUUCACUGCUAUUGGCUGUUGUAUAAUUACACACAUGCAUACAUCCAUAAUUAGUACUACACAUAUUUUAUACAUCCACAGUAUAACUACACCUGAUUUGUAGAUAUACAUAUGUUUAUAGAUCUAUAAUUAGACACCUUGUAUAGAUGUAGAUAUCUAUUCUGUGAUAAAAAAAAUUAAAAAAGCUGAUUGUUGCAUCCAAAACUUGAAUUUGUUGUCACUUUGAAACAUACUUAAGUGAUCUACUGAU